Monomorium pharaonis (pharaoh ant) is the source of this 443-nucleotide messenger RNA. RefSeq lists its product as uncharacterized. The transcript is spliced from 2 exons. NCBI's taxonomy places the organism in Eukaryota, Metazoa, Arthropoda, Insecta, Hymenoptera, Formicidae. Bases 8 to 397 code for a protein of 129 amino acids. The record is from RefSeq and is a predicted model, not a curated record.
UUAAUAGAUGUUAUAUUUUGUAGAAAGUAAUGUAGCUGAAAAACACGUCCUUCAAAGAUCAAAAACCAAAGAACAGGAAAGAUCGCAGAAAAAGAAUAGUCCAAGCAACGAAGGUAGCUCGUACACUACUGUUGAAAAAGCUUUCCAGUCAUUACAGAUCAGUAUAAACACUAUGACAGCUGAUUUGGAAUUCAUAAAAAGUGAACUCAAAGAUAUUAAAACAUUAAUAAACGCCGCACCUCGACAAACGGAAGGGAGAGCACAAGUGGCCAAUAUGUAUAUGUUAAAAACAAAAUAUGAACUUAAAUUUCCUAUGACAGAAAUGGAGGAAAUUAAAACAUUUGAUAAAAAAAUAAAAGAGGACGCUGAGUUUGCCGCAGAUUUCGUAAGUUUUUAAUAUUAAAAUUUAAGUAAUGUAUAGAAUGGUGGGAAAUAAAAAUUCG